Radiomyces spectabilis is the source of this 858-nucleotide messenger RNA. Its product is annotated as mRNA triphosphatase CET1. Gene Ontology annotation, cellular component: mRNA capping enzyme complex. The coding region runs from base 1 to 858 and encodes 285 amino acids. Gene Ontology annotation, biological process: 7-methylguanosine mRNA capping; polynucleotide 5' dephosphorylation. The transcript is spliced from 7 exons. NCBI's taxonomy places the organism in Eukaryota, Fungi, Mucoromycota, Mucoromycetes, Mucorales, Radiomycetaceae. Gene Ontology annotation, molecular function: polynucleotide 5'-phosphatase activity. The record is from RefSeq and is a predicted model, not a curated record.
AUGAGUGAUCCAUCAAAUUCCCAGAAAAGAUCUCGCGAAGCAGAAGAACAGCCCGCUAGAAAACAGGCACGCCAUACCAAUACAUUACAGGAACCCACGAUUUUUGGUGUAAAACCAUUGGAUGACAUUGUGCGUUACAUUGGUGACUUUAUAUGGGACCAUUGCGCAAGAGAAAACGUUGAAAUCGAAGCAAAGUUAGGCGUGUUUGUCGAUAAACGAACGCACCGUCGGAUAGACAUUGGUGCAAAAACAGAAACUGUUUUAACUGACUGUAGAUCAGUGCGCUUCGAAUCGGAUAUGCCUUUAGAACAGCACAGGCACUUCAACAAGAUGUUGAACGAUCUCGUAAAUAAAACGCAAGCACGAGAUUAUAAAGGUGAACGUAUUAGAUACAAGCAUACAAAGGAAACAGAUCGGUUUUACGAAGGGGGACGGUCAAGGAUUCGUGUCACAACAGAUCAGCAAACAGGACAGAUUGUCCCCAACGGCAUCAUUGAAAAGAUUCGUAUAGCCGAUCUUAACAUUCAUUCUCCCAUGCAACCACUGGAUUAUAGGAUAUCUAUCAAUAUUGAAAUGCCUCGUAAUAAACCUACAAACAUGCCUAAUUAUGAACGUAAUAAGGAUCGCUUAUCGUAUCAACAUGGCGGUUUCAAUUUCGAUCUGACCCAAGUAAAAGGCGCUCCGAACAAGGACGAAGACAUGCGACACGAAUUGGAGCUGGAGUUCAUCGAUGCGAAAUCUUUGGCAACUGAAAAACAGAAAAUGGAAAGGAGAGAAGCAUCGCACUAUUUACAAAUGGUGGAAAGCUUUGUGAACAAUAUCCGUCUACUAAGCCAAAACGCUCAACGUCUAGCAUAG